Messenger RNA from Scomber japonicus (chub mackerel), 716 nucleotides. RefSeq lists its product as uncharacterized. The coding region runs from base 69 to 716 and encodes 215 amino acids. Lineage: Eukaryota; Metazoa; Chordata; Actinopteri; Scombriformes; Scombridae. The record is from RefSeq and is a predicted model, not a curated record. The transcript has 5 exons.
UAACUUCCUCUUUUUAAACACAGGUUCACUGUAUAAAGUGUUUCCUGUAAUCUGCAGAUUUACUCAUCAUGAUGAAGCUGAUCCUGUCUCUCACUCUCAUCUGGACUCUCUCCAGCACAGCUGAAGCUCUUCAGUGUUGGGAGGGUUCAGUAGAUGAAACACAGGAGUUACUUCCAUGUGACUCUAGUCAGCUGUGUGUAACUGUUGCCACACAAGGGAACGAGAGUGGGAAUUUGAUUCAGUCCAUCAGCAGGCGGUGUUUUCCAUCCUCUCUUUUCAGUGAAGGAGAGCACAUAUUUUCAUUCAAUGUUGGUUUUGAAACUAUGACUGCAUCUGUUCAUGUUUGUAACACAGAUGGCUGCAACAGGGAAGACAUACCUUACCCUGGUGUUCAGGAGAAAAACAACCUGCAGUGUUUCACCUGUGAAGAUCUAUAUUCUGCUGAGUGUAAGAAGAAGACAGUACAGUGUGUGGGAGAUGAGGACCGCUGCAUUAAUGGGACUGAUUACGAAGAUGGUGAAGAUUAUAGUCAUACAUUGCUUGGAUGUGCCUCUUCAAAUCUCUGUGAAGAUUCUUCUUACUUGGAAAACAUCUUCGGAUUUGAAUCCGUUGGUAGACCAAAAUGUUGUGAAGGCAGCUUCUGUAACUCAGCCUGGUCUGUCAAACUGAAUGUAAUCACUUUGCUGUUUGGACUCACUACCCUUAUCAUCUAUUAG